Molecule: messenger RNA, 1131 nt
Organism: Lotus japonicus
Lineage: Eukaryota; Viridiplantae; Streptophyta; Magnoliopsida; Fabales; Fabaceae
Exons: 1
Coding region: 1-1131 (376 amino acids)
Molecular function (GO): nucleic acid binding; RNA-DNA hybrid ribonuclease activity
Source: RefSeq, a predicted model, not a curated record
AUGGUGAUGCAAAUACCUAUCACCAGGUCUUCAUCUGAUUUCUUGAUUUGGGCAGCAACACGUGAUGGUAUUUUGACAACCAAAUCUGCAUAUCAUUUCAUUUGUCAUCAGCUGCAGGUGGGUCGCCCUUCAUCAUCGUUGGGCUGUGAUCGGGAUGGUUUGUGGAGGGAUAUUUGGAAACUUAAAUCUAUCCCAAGAUGCAAGGAUAUGGCUUGGCGUAUUUGUCAUGGUUUCUUACCUACUACUCAGUGUUUGGCUCGGCGUGGAGUGCAGUUGGAGCCGGUGUGUCCUAUGUGUGGCGAGGAUGAGGAGUCUAUUGCACAUGCACUAAUUUUCUGUCCUCAGGUGAGCCCCAUAUGGUUUAUGUCCUCCUUGUCCAUGAAUUUCUCAGGACCUCAGCCUGAUAAUUUCACGAUGGAGCAUUGGUUGGCUUCUUUAUUGGACCAAGGGGAUGAUUGGGUGACGGAUAAGGUGCUGACGUUAUUGUAUGCGGUUUGGGCACGCCGUAACCUGUGGGUUUUUUAUCACCGCUGGUUAACUAUGGAGCAAACGCUGAUACGUGUUGCUGCUAUGGAAGUGGUGGCCUUGGACUCGUCGGUGGGUGAUGCACACGACUUAUUGCGCGGGGAAAGACAGGAUAAAUGGAAGGGACCUGCUGUUGGAAUUGCAAAGAUCAACACUGAUGCAGCUUUCAAAGCUGGUGCAGCAGUUGGCAUGGGCAUGGUGGUUAGAAAUGCGGCUGGGGAAGUCUUGGCUUCAGCUUCUGGCAAGCGUGGUGGUGCUGAUUCAGCAGCUGUGGCGGAGGCCAUGGCUUUGAGGUGGUCUCUUGAGUUAGCGUUGGAUAUGGGCUUUCAAGCCGUGGUGGUUGAGACUGAUUGUGCAGUUUUGCAUGGAGCUUGGAAUGUUGCUGCUAGUGAUCGUUCCUAUAUGGCAGCGGUGAUUCGUGAUUGUGUGGAUUUGUCCCGUUUAUUUCGCUCUUUUGAAUUUCUUUUAAUUCAUCGUACUGCAAACUUGGUCGCAGACUUUUUGGCUAAGUUUGCAUUGUCUUCUUUUUGCAAUGUUUGGCUUGAAGAAUAUCCUCCGGGUUUGGAGGGUAUUCUUAUCUCUGAUGUAAGUUCAAGUUCUUCUUAA